Molecule: messenger RNA, 123 nt
Organism: Colletotrichum orchidophilum
Lineage: Eukaryota; Fungi; Ascomycota; Sordariomycetes; Glomerellales; Glomerellaceae
Exons: 1
Source: RefSeq, a predicted model, not a curated record
GUGUGUAAGUGGAACACGAAACUCUACGUCGGGGAACCCAGCUUUACAGGCGCCUCGGAGUGGUGUUAUCGAUAUAGCCAGACACAAAGGCGCUGCAAGGUUGCAGUGACACAAACUGAAUAA